This is a messenger RNA of Tigriopus californicus, 2933 nucleotides long. RefSeq names its product glypican-4-like. The transcript has 8 exons. Bases 299 to 2275 code for a protein of 658 amino acids. NCBI's taxonomy places the organism in Eukaryota, Metazoa, Arthropoda, Copepoda, Harpacticoida, Harpacticidae. Gene Ontology annotation, biological process: regulation of signal transduction; cell migration; regulation of protein localization to membrane. The record is from RefSeq and is a predicted model, not a curated record. Gene Ontology annotation, cellular component: cell surface; plasma membrane; extracellular region.
UCGGGCAAGUUCAAUCAUCAGUUGUGUUGACGAUUUGUUGUGAGUAGGACCGUAAGACCUCGUCCGUGCGUUGUGAAGAAGGUUUGCUGUCUCCAUCUAGCCGGCCUCCCUAGCCGAUUUGGUCCAUAUAUUCCGCGAUUAUUCCGUGGAACUGUCUUAUGUUUGAUCUAUGGUUUGGCACACGGAUUGCUCCUAGUGCUUCCUAGCGCUUGGGCCGAACCCCGGGCUUUUCUCAUUUCGCCUUACCUUUCGGAGAAGUGGUCGAGGUUAUUUCUUGACAUCCCGUUAUCUGACAGUCAUGGUUCACUUGGAUGUGAAGUGGAACACUUGGCAAUUUCAGUGGACUGGCCUAUUCAUAGUUGUGAUACUCGUGUCAACUGGAACCAGCUCCAGUGUUAAUGACUGUCGCGGCAUUCAACUUGCCUACCAACAGAGGGACCUACAUUUUGACAAUGUUCUUCGACAACCCGCUCAAGGUUCGCACCUUGUGGUCUGUCCUGGUGGCUUAACGUGCUGUACGAGGGACAUGGAGCAGAAACUUUGGAGCUCGGCCAAGGAAAACUAUGAGCGAGCCAUGCGGUCGAUCGCUUCGCCGGUGCAAAAGACGUUCGGGAAUGGAGCAAAUAAAUUCGACAAUUUCUUCACGAGUCUGCUCGACGAAUCGAAAAUCAAGCUCAAUGCGCUCUUCGAGAAGACGUAUGGUGCCAUCUACUUGCAAAACUCGGAUGUUUUUGACGACUUCUUUGUCAAUCUGGAGAAGUACUACAAGCAUGGGGAUGUCGAUCUAGAGGAUGCACUGCAAGACUUUUUCUCCCGGCUCUACCAGCGAAUGUUCACGGUGUUCAAUGUGCAAAGCUCUUUCGAUUAUGUAUAUCUGAGUUGUGUGUCUCAAACCAUGAGAGAACUGCAACCCUUCGGAGAUGUCCCCAAGAAGCUCACCGAGCAACUCAGACGCAGUUUUGUCGCCACCCGCACCUUGACGCAAGCCUUGUUCAAAGGCACGGACAUCAUGAAAAAGAUAACCAAGAUCAAUCCCAAAGACACGUGUUCCAAUGCCUUGACCAAGAUGUCUUCGUGUGCACCUUGUCAAGGGAUUUUCUAUGUUCAACCCUGUGUCAACUAUUGCCAGAAUGUGAUACGAGGAUGCAUGGCCUACCAUUACGAGCUCAACCAGAGCUGGGAUGAGUUUGUUGACCAUAUCCAACAGCUCUCAGAUCGUUUGUUGGGUCCAUUCGAUAUUGAAGCCGUGGUUGCUCCCAUUGGAAUCAAGAUUUCCGAUGCCAUCAUGAACUUUAAAGCCUCGGGUCAUGAGGUCACGUCCAAGGUUGCGCAAGCCUGUGGCACAAUCAGGCUUCAAAAACGACAAGUUCAAUCCGGACUAGCCUAUGGAGUGUACGCCCGACCUAUGACUCUUCCCCCUUCGAUGGGUCAAAUCCCUGAGGAGAGUAGGCUGAAUCGAAUCCUCAAAGAGAUCCAGAACAAUUUGGAGGCGACCAAGCAGUUUUGGAAUCGCCUACCCAAUGAAAUGUGCCAAAAUGAUCUUAUUGGCUCGGGUAAACGCACCGCAUCCGGGGUGUGUUGGAACGGCAAAGAAGCCGGAAGCUAUGCGUUGCCUUUGGUGGGUGAAGGUCUUCUACCUCAAGCGAAAAAUCCAGAGGUGCCAGUGGAUGUGAGCCGACAAGAUAAUGACAUCAACGAGCAAAUCUUUGCCCUCCGACAGGUGACCAAGCAUCUCGAGGACGCGAUCAACGGGCAAAACGUGAAUUGGCUGCCGAGCACUCGAGGCAACAACGGACAGUCGGACGAGAGUCAACCGUAUCUGAAUCAGGAACACGAGGGCAGUGGGACCGGAUGCAAUCCCAAUAGCGAUGACGAGGACUGCUACGACUACGAAUCCUAUUUCUAUGACGAUGGGAGUGGGUCGGGGAGUGGUGAUUAUGAGGACUACCCAAUCAAUUCCAUCAAGAACCAUCAGUCCCCACAGGAGGGCUCAAACGAUGAAAAUUGGCCACCAUGGCUCAGAGAAAAAAGCCAACCCGACGACAGCACGUCCGAUGACAUCGAGAUCGAAAGCAAGUCCCAUGAGGAUGGCCGCGGCGGUCACAACAAUCAUCGGGAGGUCAAUGAAGCGGGCAGACGGCCUAAUGAUAAUCACCUGGACAAGAACUACUCGUCUGGGGGAGGAGACGUGUCUUUCCAUACGCUUCGCGGCUUAUUCUAUUACCUUGUGCCUUUAAUGACCUGCUGGGUCGGGAAUGCGGCCAUCUCGUGGUAGAUUGACCGCCGAGCGGUGUCGGACUUCCCAACCCCCAACAAAGAAUGACCACUGAAACCGGUGAAAUCCUCCAAGUCAGUAGCAGUAGCUCUGGAAGCUCCGGAAGCUCCGGAAGCUUUUGAGGCUCCUAUGAGUUCAAGCACGAACGGAGAUAACCCAACUCGUCGUCAAAUAUCGCUAUGGCUGUGUCCCUUUUUAAACAGAUUCUAAGAAUGAAUGAAGCAUCCAUUUUGCCAAAAUUUGUCGCCUAGUCAGAAGAACAAACAUUUCAUUCAACCCUGCAUUGCCCUGAAUGUGAAAACCAGUGAAGCCAGGCCAUCUGAGACCGAUUCAAAAUCGUCCUGAUACCUGUAUACAAUGAGCCAGACUCAUGCCCAACAUUGUACGACACAGGGUUGGGUUUCGAGUUGGCUGAAGCUAUUCCAAGAUCGACCUACCCUAUACCCUGUAUGUGGUGAUGAACAGCUUCAAGUCGAAGAACGAAAAAAUAAUCAUCAUCAAUGAACACAAAACGCGUCUGUGAUGUUUUAGCACGAAGGGAACCAUUGCCAAUCACUCUCGUAAAUUCAACCUUAGCACGAUGUUAUUCAUAAGGCGACGGGAUGCUGAGCUAAAAAUACGUUUCCUAUGAAAUAAAUAGAUUACAUACUACUCUAUG